Molecule: messenger RNA, 651 nt
Organism: Staurois parvus
Lineage: Eukaryota; Metazoa; Chordata; Amphibia; Anura; Ranidae
Source: the annotation of a GenBank genome assembly
AUGCCGGGACCUGGGAACCCCUUUUCCUCGUCUCUUGAGGUGUCCACUGGGACCACCAUCAUUGCUAUUGAAUUCAAUGGAGGAAUCGUCAUUGGAUCCGACUCAAGAGUAUCUGCUGGGGAUGCUGUAGUAAAUCGAAUCUUUAAUAAGCUGGCUCCUCUCUCUGAUAAAAUCUACUGUGCCCUCUCUGGUUCUGCAGCUGACUGUCAAGCUGUAGCUGAUAUGGUGACUUACUACUUGGAAGUGCAUAGUAUGGAACUGGACAGCGCACCCUUAGUGCUAGCCGCUGCAAACCUGGUGAAGGGGGUCAGCUACAAGUAUAAGGAGGAAAUAAGUGCGCAUCUUAUUGUGGCUGGCUGGGACAAGAAACAUGGCGGACAGGUGUAUGGGACGUUGGGUGGGAUGAUAACCCGGCAACCUUUUGCCAUCGGAGGAUCUGGCAGUUCCUAUAUAUACGGUUAUGUGGACUCUGUUUUCAAGCCUGGAAUGACCAAAGAAGAGUGUGAGAGGUUCACUGUUCAUGCUCUGUCGCUGGCGAUGAGCCGAGAUGGAUCCAGCGGAGGGAUCAUCCAUCUAGUGACUGUAACAAAGGAUGGAAUGAAGCAGAUUGUGAUAACCGGAGAUGACAUUCCUAAAUUCUAUGACCUGUAG